AUGCAGUACGUGCGAAACCUCAGCGACUCGGUUUCCACGGCCUGGAAUUCCAUCAACCCGGCCACUCUCAGCGGUGCCAUUGACGUGAUUGUCGUCGAGCGCGAUGACGGCACCUUGGCUUGCUCGCCCUUCCAUGUCCGCUUUGGCAAGUUUUCGCUCCUGCGCCCGUACGAGAAGAAGGUCGAGUUCCGCAUCAAUGGCACCAAGCAGCCCUACUCCAUGAAGCUGGGCGAGGGCGGCGAGGCCUUCUUUGUCUUUGAGACUUCUGAUUCUAUCCCGGAAUCUAUGCAAACAUCCCCGCUGGUUUCUCCGGCAAGCAGCCCGCCUUUUGGACCGGCAGAUGCCUCGGGAGCCCUGCAAGAGCCGGAUACUCUAGAGCUUGACGGAGAGCCAGCAAAGGCCCGUCGCCCGUCACCCGCCAUUAUCCAGCCUGAUGAGAACGUCACAGGCAUGAUUACGCCUCUAUCGUCCUCACCUCCACUCUCAAGCUCACAUCCUGGCCCUGGCGGUGACUGGCGCCAAGCCUUUGACCGACCUCACAGCGACGACAUCUUGAGAAAAACGACACGACAUCAUGACGAAGCCAUUUCGGACAACGAAAGCCCUUCCGAGUCUGAAAGGUCACAUAGCCCUCCGAUCCUUGGACCCACGGAGGCUAUUGCACGCGCUAGGGCGUUAUCCAAGGGACUGUCUGCGGUCAACAUUCCAACUCACAUUACCGAGACGGGAGAUCUUAUGCUAGACAUGACGGGCUUCAAGAGCAACGAGGAAGACAUGCUUCGUGCUGAAGUCCUUGCACGCAACAUUCUUUCUGAGGAAAUGGACGGCAACUAUGAUAUCGGAGCCUUGUUUGGGUUUGAUGAAGAGGGCAACCUUUGGGUCUACAGUAGCGAAGACGCCAAGCAGGCCGCUAUGAACAAGACUAUUGAGUCGUCAUUGCAAGCACACCGCCGUGCGGUUGCUGCCGACGCCAUAUCGGAUCCGGGCUACCAAAAGUCUGAUGCUGGUCCUGGCGGCAUGCACACGCCCCCUCGAAGCCCGACCGGCUCCCUUCAGCCCCCCAAGAGCUACGCCAAGACCCUUCGAUUGACUAGCGAUCAGUUGAAGGACAUGAGCCUAAAGUACGGAGAGAACUCGAUGAGCUUCACAGUCAACCGAGCAACGUGCGCGGCCAACCUGUAUCUGUGGAAGCACGAUACGCCCGUGGUCAUUUCGGAUAUUGACGGCACCAUCACCAAGUCGGAUGCCCUUGGUCAUGUGCUCAACAUGAUUGGCCGAGACUGGACUCACUCUGGCAUCGCAAAGCUCUAUAGCGAUAUUGCCCUGAACGGAUACAACAUCAUGUACCUGACGAGUCGCUCCGUCGGACAGGCCGACACGACUCGGGCCUAUCUGAACAACAUUGUCCAGGAGGGCUUCAAAAUGCCCCACGGCCCAACCAUUCUGUCUCCCGAUCGAACCAUGGCUGCGCUGCGUCGCGAGGUCUAUCUACGAAAGCCUCACGUGUUCAAGAUGGCAACCCUACGGGACAUUCGAAACCUGUAUGGACCCGACGGUGGUCCUUUCUACGCCGGGUUUGGCAACCGUCUCACAGACCAAAUUUCCUACCGAACGGUGGAUGUACCGCGAACCCGCAUCUUCACCAUCAACUCCAACUCAGAAGUAUCGCUUGACCUCCUGAGUCUUAACAAACUCAAGAUGACCUAUGUCAAUAUUAAUGAGGUUGUGGACCACUAUUUCCCCCCUGUCGAUACCCUGAUUGAUGAUUUCUCGGCUAGCGAUAGCGACGAUGAUGACCAGGGUAGCACUUACACUGAUGAGGAGGGGGAUGAUGAAGAGGAAGAGGAGGAGGAAGAAGAAGACGAUGAAGAGGUUGGCGAAGGGCUCGCAGACAGCUACAUCUCGCACGAGGACUACGAGGGCGACGACAUUCUCGAGAGCAUCGAGAAUGAUUAUGCCGACGACGAGGAGAAUUACGAAGAUGAAGAUGCCGAGGCAUCGGACGAUGAAACCCGGGUGGUGGAAGAUGUCCCAGCCGAGAUAAUCACUGGGAAUAUUUCCGGCGCCGUCGAGCAGGAGCACGACCUGCCAGCUGUCGAGGUACCCGUCGAGAUCCGAACACCCACGCCGUCGUAA
This is a messenger RNA of Trichoderma breve, 2136 nucleotides long. Its product is annotated as LNS2 (Lipin/Ned1/Smp2) domain-containing protein. The transcript is spliced from 5 exons. NCBI's taxonomy places the organism in Eukaryota, Fungi, Ascomycota, Sordariomycetes, Hypocreales, Hypocreaceae. Gene Ontology annotation, cellular component: nucleus. Gene Ontology annotation, molecular function: phosphatidate phosphatase activity. The record is from RefSeq and is a predicted model, not a curated record. Gene Ontology annotation, biological process: fatty acid catabolic process; triglyceride biosynthetic process. Bases 1 to 2136 code for a protein of 711 amino acids.